AUGUCAGUCCUAUCAUCUCUUCUUUGUCCUGGGAUUAUAUCAUUUAACGAUCAAGAAGAUGAUUUGGAAAUCUCUUCCAGUAUUCCAGCAAUAAGGUCUAGGACUGGACUGACAACAUCAGCAUCUACUCGUACAGUUGGAGCGACGCGUGAUGAAAGCAGUUCGUUUGUUGUGGCCAUCAUUGAAGGAAGAGGUGUUGCAAGUGAGGUUGGAAUGUGUUUUAUUGACGUGAAGACAAGUGAAUGCAUAUUGUCACAGAUCGCGGACUCGCAAACUUACGCAAAAACACUUCAUAAAAUAAGCGUAUAUCAACCGUAUGAAAUUGUUGUAUCAAAUACGGCAGUCGAACCGUCAAAAUCCAAAUUAGUUAAGAUAUUAGAGGAGAAUGCAAUAGCUACAUCCAUAGUUCCAAUUGGAAGAAGACUUUUUAACAAUGCUGUUGGGUUAAAUUAUAUAAAACAGUACAGCAUCGAAGAUGAAGCAAGCACUUUGAUACUCGGACUUAGCACAAAGUUUUAUUGUCUUGCUGCCACCGCCGCCGCUCUGAAAUAUAUUGAGAAUCAGCAACAUGUUUUCUUUACUAACCAAUCGCUUAGAUUCAGAUACCGCGGUUGCGAAGGAACAAUGAUGAUUGAUAGUGUAACCGCGCGAAAUUUGGAACUAAUCCAUAACAUUUCAAAAACUCAUAAUAAUUACACUCUAUAUGGCGUCUUGAACCACACGUGUACUUCAAUGGGAGCUAGGUUACUACGCAUUAACAUUUUGCAGCCACUCACAAAUGUUGACAUCAUAAAUGCUCGGUUAGACUCUGUUGAAGCUCUCAAAUUAUUUCAGGAUGUGGAUCAUCUUAUCACAGCACUCAUUAAAGUACCGCAGAAACAACCAGCUAAACAUGCUGAACAAAAUAUCAAUAAUAUAAUUAUACUCAAACAUACAAUCCAGUCAAUCACAUCACUACGCACGGCACUUGCUUCGUGUCAGAGUAUACUCUUAACGGACACAAGACAAAGACUAGAAGACGAAAGACUCGGCGCAAUCGAAAAAAGAAUUAAUUAUAUAAUUAAUGAAGACGCUACCUAUCAAAAGAGCUCGCUUGGAUUGAGAAAUCAAAGAUGUUACGCCGUAAAGGCAGGAUUUAAUGGUCUAUUGGACGUCGGUGAGAAUAAAUUAACAUCAAUUGAGAGCGAGAUAGACUACAGUAUUUAUAAAUUAUAUUCUGACAACAUUUUAGCGCGUCAAACAUACAAAGAAACAACAAAUGAUGUCUAUGAACUCGUAAAUGGUUAUACUGAGCAGCACAAUAUUCCUCUCAAAAUACAGUUUAACCCAUCAAGUGGGUUCUGCCUUUCUACUACAGUUAGCAACUUGGAGCAUAGACAAUUGCCGCUUAUAUUCAUUAAUGUUACAAAGAAAAGAAAGACAUUAACCUUUACGACGCUGGAAUUGAUGAAGAUGAAUAGCAAGAUAAAUGUUUCGUUGGCAGAAGUAUAUACGUUGUCUGACAAAGCAAUUGCCGAACUCAUAUCAGAAAUACGUAUUAACAUUAAUAUACUCUAUGAAGUUUCUGAAUCCAUUGCAAUGUUGGAUUUGAUUACUUCACUUGCUCAUCAAUGUACUGUAUCUAAUAACUAUUGUAGACCGGAAUUUACCGAGAUCUUAGCAAUCAAAUCUGGUCGCCACCCGAUCUGUGAACAUUUCUGCAUUGAUCCCUUCAUUCCUAAUGACACCUAUGCAAAUUCCACUACAAACUUUCAACUAAUUACAGGACCAAAUAUGAGUGGAAAAAGUACAUACUUGAGACAAAUCGCUUUAAUUUGCAUCAUGUCUCAGAUUGGGUCAUUUGUUCCAGCCGAAUAUGCAUCAUUCAGAAUAGUGGAUCAAUUAUUCACAUGUAUAUGUAAUGAACUUAAUAUAGAAAACAAUACGAGUACCUUUAUUCUUGAAAUGAGGGAGACUGCCUAUAUUUUACAGAAUAUUACUGAUAAAAGUCUAGUCCUUAUUGAUGAACUUGGACGAGGAACCUCAACUCAUGAUGGAUUGGGUAUAACUUAUGCUGUUUGUGAGGAACUACUGAGAAGCAAUGCCUUUAUAUUCUUUGCAACGCACUUUCAUGAGCUUACAACAAGUCUCGCUAUGUACGCAAACGUUGUGAAUUUACAUCUGGAAGUGCAGAUUGACGGAAAUAGCAACGAUGUAGCCAUGAAGUAUUUAUACAAAAUAAAAGACGGUAGCACCAAUGAAGAACAUUAUGAAAUUCUAUUUGACAUGAUUUUUGCUUCACAUAUAGGUUUGAAAUUUGGUCAGUUGGUUGGUUUACCUGAGGACGUCAUUCAAAGAGCAUCUGAAGUAUCCUACAGACUAAAAGAACUCAUAGAUGCGGGUAGAGAAAGGUCUGAAACAAAUAAAUUACUUCAAAAGAGAAAACUUUUGCUUCAAUUGGCACAACACCUUUCAAGUAUAAGGUCGUCUAGUUUGGACAAAGAAACACUGAAAGAUUAUUUAAGACGUAUGCAAGAAGAAUUUAUUGAAAAAAUGGAAAUUUUGAUAGAAUGCGAUAUAUAA
Molecule: messenger RNA, 2562 nt
Organism: Paraglomus occultum
Lineage: Eukaryota; Fungi; Glomeromycota; Glomeromycetes; Paraglomerales; Paraglomeraceae
Source: the annotation of a GenBank genome assembly